GCUUGUGUUUGUGCUGGGAGGAGUCUCACAUACCUGGCAACACCGACAGUCGUUUUGUUAGCGCCUCAUUGAGCCAAGAUGGCAGACUUCGAAGAGCUCAGCGACGAAGAGAAGGUCCGCAUUGCAGCUAAUUUUGUGUUGCACGCUCCUCCAGGAGAGUUCAAUGAAGUCUUCAAUGAUGUUCGAAUACUGCUCAACAAUGAUAAUCUUCUCAGAGAGGGAGCAGCUCACGCCUUUGCCCAGUACAACAUGGAUCAAUUCACCCUUGCUAAAAUUGAUGGAUAUGAUGAUCCGGUCCUGAUUACUGAGCAUGGAGACCUGGGUAAUGGUUGCUUCUUUGACCCUCACAACAAGAUCUCCUUCAAGUAUGACCACCUGAGAAAGCAAGCCAGCGACCCCCAGCCCCAUGAGGGGGAGGCAGCCCUCAAGUCGUGGAGGGAUGCCUGUGAUUCUGCUCUGAGGGCCUAUGUCAAGGAGCACUACCCCAGUGGAGUUUGCACUGUUUAUGGGAAAACAAUCGAUGGCCAGCAGACCAUUAUUGCUUGUAUCGAGGGUCAUCAAUUUGAGCCCAAAAACUUCUGGAAUGGUCGCUGCCGGUCUGAAUGGAAGUUCAGUGUCUCACAAUCUUCGGCACAGUUGGUCGGAGUCAUGAAGAUACAGGUUCAUUAUUAUGAGGAUGGAAAUGUGCAACUGGUCAGCCAUAAAGAUGUACAGGAAGCACUGACUGUGUCUAAUGAGAGCCAGACUGCAAAGGAGCUGGUGAAAAUUAUUGCGGAUGCAGAGAAUGAAUACCAGGUGGCCAUCAGUGAGAACUAUCAGACCAUGUCGGACACCACGUUCAAAGCCUUACGCAGACAACUCCCCGUCACCCGCACCAAGAUUGACUGGAACAAGAUCCUCAGCUACAAGAUUGGCAAGGAGAUGCAGAAUGCUUAGAGGACAGAGGCUGCUGGGGUUACAACAGACAUAUUGAAGAGAAGCAGAUGCUUUUGCACACGUGUGAUGCAACAUAAUGUACUGUAUGUCCUUCUACAAGAGACAUUUCUUUGUUUUUCAGGAGAAUAACAGUUUCCGUUAUGCACUACGAGGGGAUUCCUUCAUUUUCAAAUGACAUUGAGUGGCGUAACUGCAAACAUAUAUACAUUAUUUUUAACAAGUAAUGCCUUUAGUGACAUUUUGAAAGUUUGCGUCAUUUUCUGCGAUUUGAAUUCUCACAGUCACAUUCAACACAAACAUAUUCUGAUUCCCCCCAGUGCUUCAAAUGGACACACAUCCUCCCAAAACCCCUUGACUUUCAUGUAGCAACUUAUUUCUUUCUAUAUGACAUAACUGAUACUCUUUAAGAGCCUCCAAUACCUUCAUUUUUUUUUAUUAAGAGAAGGCAAAUACUGUAUGCAGUUUGUUAUGUGAACUGACUGAAGAGACAUGCCAAAUUGUUCAAUUUAUAUUUCAUUCUGAGGAUCCCAUCUGAUUAUAUUUAAGCAUCCCCUGAAUGCAGGGUGGUAGUUGGCAGACAUGCCAAAGCAUACAUUUUUUCCCAUUCGCUGAACAUAUUUUGUCUUCCUUGUUUCUCUCUGUUGUCGAGAGAUAUUUUCGGUGAUAAUUCCUCUAUACCCCUAGUACUGAUAAAGUGUUGGUGUCCCCCUGCCAGCUGUUUGCCUUUAGCUUUUGCUCUAUUUUUUUAUACAAACUGUAAGUACAUUUAUUCAUGAAAUAAAAAGUAUGACCUUCA
Scatophagus argus is the source of this 1732-nucleotide messenger RNA. RefSeq names its product capping actin protein of muscle Z-line subunit alpha 1a (gene capza1a). The transcript has 10 exons. NCBI's taxonomy places the organism in Eukaryota, Metazoa, Chordata, Actinopteri, Scatophagidae. The record is from RefSeq and is a predicted model, not a curated record. The coding region runs from base 79 to 936 and encodes 285 amino acids. Gene Ontology annotation, cellular component: F-actin capping protein complex; actin cortical patch. Gene Ontology annotation, biological process: barbed-end actin filament capping; actin cytoskeleton organization. Gene Ontology annotation, molecular function: actin filament binding.